Molecule: messenger RNA, 222 nt
Organism: Pyricularia grisea
Lineage: Eukaryota; Fungi; Ascomycota; Sordariomycetes; Magnaporthales; Pyriculariaceae
Exons: 2
Coding region: 1-222 (73 amino acids)
Source: RefSeq, a predicted model, not a curated record
AUGCUGCAGAGACCAAGAGAUGCGGCCAAGAGCGCUACAAGUCUUGUUUCUCGGGAUGUUUCUUGUCCAUCUCAUGGCAGGAUCAUUGCCGAGAGCUCUAGAUCUGGAAAACCAACUAUCUCCAUCCUCCGACCGAGAAUAAGCCACUUUACGUACGCCACAAAGUCCUUCCCAUUCGCUGAAUGGGGCCUGUGCGAGAAAGAAGAAAUAAGACUCCUCUAG